ACGUACGUCUUUCACUCAGUGCGCGCUGAUGGCGGACAACAGCUACUUCACAACCGCCCAGAGAGUCUGGAGAGAGAAAGUCACUCCCAGAGACGCCCGCACCGGCGCUGAAGCGCUGUCAUUUAGGCACUUGUUUCGGGCAGUCGGACGAGGUUGCUUUUAGUUCCCUUAUGUUGCGGGUUUUACUUUGAACGGGGUAAUAUGUGGGACCGGGGAAUAGUGGACUGUGAUAGACCGGACAGGAUUUAGACAGAGCGCAAAUCAACGCAGCGCAUGCGGCUCCGUAACUUAGUGACAGAAAUAACAAAAGCCCCGAAGAAGCCGCUGCCCGACCCGAGGAUAUUAUUAUAGUCCGACUGUGGAUAUCUGCUCCGCCAGCAUGAAGUUUGCGGAGCACCUGUCCGCUCAUAUUACUCCAGAAUGGAGGAAACAAUAUAUACAAUACGAGGCUUUCAAGGAGAUGCUGUAUGCGGCCCAGGACCAGGCCCCAUCCAUAGAAGUCACAGAUGAAGACACCGUUAAAAGGUACUAUGCCAAGUUUGAGGAGAAGUUCUUUCAGACAUGCGAAAAGGAGCUCUCUAAGAUCAACACAUUCUAUUCAGAGAAACUGGCUGAGGCGCAGCGGCGAUUCGCAACUUUGCAAAAUGAGCUGCAGACGUCUCUGGAUGCCCAGCGGGAGAGCAACGCUCCAGGGCUGCGCAGUCGCCGCAAAACGGUGUUGCCUUUGUCCAACAAGGAGCGCAACAAACAUCGCAACAUCAAAGACCUGCAGCUGGCCUUCAGCGAGUUCUACCUCAGCCUCAUUCUCCUGCAGAACUACCAGAAUCUGAACUUCACUGGAUUCCGCAAGAUUCUGAAGAAACAUGAUAAGAUUCUGGACACACAGCGUGGAGCCGAUUGGCGUGUGGCUCACGUGGAGGUGGCUCCAUUCUACACCUGUAAGAAGAUCACACAGCUCAUCUCUGAGACCGAGGCUCUGGUGACCACAGAGCUGGAAGGAGGUGACCGUCAGAAGGCCAUGAAGAGGCUGAGGGUUCCACCUCUUGGAGCAGCGCAGCCUGCACCUGCCUGGACCACCUUCCGUGUGGGAUUGUAUUGUGGGGUCUUCAUUGUCCUGGCUGUCGCCUUCGUCCUUACUGGUGCUUUUUUCAUUCGUAAUCAGAACAUCUGGCCACUGGUGCGCAUCUACCGCGGCGGUUUCCUGUUGAUUCAGUUUCUCUUCCUCUUGGGGAUUAACACUUAUGGCUGGAGGCAGGCGGGUGUCAAUCAUGUGCUGAUCUUUGAGCUGAACCCCCGAAAUAAUCUUUCACAUCAGCAUCUGUUUGAGAUCGCAGGGUUUUUGGGGGUGUUGUGGUGUCUCAGCAUCCUUUCCUGUCUGUUUGCGGACUACACUUGGCUCCCUAUGCAGGCGAACCCCCUCAUCCUCUACGGCUUCAUGCUGCUCUUCCUCAUCAACCCCUUCAAAACCGCCUACUACAAAUCCCGUUUCUGGCUCAUCAAACUUCUGUUCCGUGUAUUCACCGCCCCGUUCCACCGAGUAGAGUUUGCAGACUUCUGGCUGGCGGAUCAACUCAAUUCCCUGGUCAUUGUGCUCUCAGAUCUGGAGUAUCUGGUCUGUUACUACAGCAUGGAGCUGCAGUGGGGAGAUCGUAGGGGAUUACUGCCCUAUACAUAUGGUGAUGAAAGGUGUAACAGCUACUCUUACGGAGUUCGGGCCAUCAUCCACUGUCUGCCUGCCUGGCUGCGGUUUGUUCAGUGUCUGCGACGUUACCGUGACACCAGAAGGGCCUUCCCUCACCUGGUGAAUGCUGGGAAAUACUCAACCACCUUCUUUGUGGUCACAUUUGCAGCCCUCUACAGAACUCAUAAAGAUCAGAAACAUGCUGACGCUGAGGUGUUUUUCUACAUGCUGAUCCUGUCUUCAGUCGUCAGUUCACUCUACACGCUGAUCUGGGACCUAAAGAUGGACUGGGGUCUUUUCGACCGCAACGCAGGCGAGAAUACCUUCUUGAGAGAGGAGAUUGUUUACCCACAUAAAGCCUACUACUACUCUGCCAUUAUAGAAGAUGUGAUGCUGCGCUUCGCCUGGACACUGCAGAUCUCUCUGACUUCCAUGACUGCCAUUCCUUCCAUCGAGGACAUUGUGGUUACCAUUUUAGCUCCUCUGGAAGUGUUCAGACGUUUUGUGUGGAACUUCUUCCGUCUUGAGAAUGAGCACCUGAAUAACUGCGGUGAGUUUCGAGCGGUGCGAGACAUCUCGGUGGCUCCUCUAAACGCUGACGACCAGACGCUGCUGGAGCAGAUGAUGGACCAGGAGGAUGGAGUCCGGAACAGACAGGGCAAAAAGAGCUGGAAGCGGAGCUACAGCCUAUCCUUACGACGACCUCUGCUGUCCUCUCAGUCUAAGAAGGAUACUAAGGUGCUCAUUGAGGAUACGGAUGAUGAGGCCUUCAGCUGAACCCAGAUCUCGCUGUCCCGCCACCUGUCUCGGCUUUCUAUUGGUUCCUCACAGAGCUGCCUCAGCACACCUGAUCUCAAACACACACAGAUACACACAUAUUCACACACUUUCUCUUCAACACUCCAAAAACAGAGUAGUGGACAGAGUUAAGCACAAUAACAGCCAUGAGACAUAUCAGGACACAACAGUGACAUCGUACAAACACGGACACACACACACGACGAGAUAUACACAUGCACGGAAAAGCCAAGUGCGGAAUUUUCCUCAAGGUACUUUUUUUAUUAGACUUUUUAAUUUUGUUUCUCUAUAUUGAUACUUUUUUGUACAUUUGUUUAGGUUUUUGAAUCUAUAUUGCUGCACAUGACUGUUUACAAACUUAAAAUAAUAACUAGGAUCUACAGGGAGGAGAGUUAUCAUAUGAAAGAAUAAUAUAAUAUCGUACACUGCACGGACUCAAGCCGCACACUAUAACUGCAGCGCAUUUAGAAGUAACAACAGCUCAGUAGCUGAUGUUUGUUAUAGUUUUUUCUUUAGUUUUAUUUGUUUUUUGAGUUUUCAUGACAUCAGUGUACGGCCCUGGUGGCACUGUUUGAAAAUGCUCAAUAUUUCCUAACCAUAAAAAAACAUAGUUUUAUUGUUUCAUCAUAUUUAAUAUGCAAAUAUGUUUUAUUUUUUAACAUGCAUUGCUUUGAUAUCAAAGCUGUCAUAUUUUUGCCAUGUAUGGUUUGUGUUUGAGAGAAUGUGGGCAUGUGUGUGUUUUCCUUUGGGGAGCUAUAGCAGGAUGUAUAGAAUUGUUAUUUUUAUUCAUACUUUAAUCAGUGAAACUACUGUCAUUGCUGGUUGAUAUUUGAACACCAUUUGGGUAGAAGAACUGCUGCCCACUGAAAAAGAUUAGAUGAUUCUGUGAACUAUUUUAUUUAUAAUGAUGCACUAAACUGAAAAGAUUCAGUAAUAAUUGUCACCUAAUUGCAGACUAAAGGGAAGUGAACACAUUUUUUAUUGAACUAAUGUGUUUCCUACAUGGCUUUUUGUAUCGCUUAUUAACCAUUGCCAUAACCACUGCAAGCCAAAGAGGAAAUGCAACCACUGCCAGUCAAUUAUAAUUCUUAUGGCUGUGAUAUCAGUUUUGUAUUAUGGUGAACCGUAAGAGAUUUUGUGCAUCAAAAAGUAGUUCACUUGCGGUGAGGAGAUAUCUUUGAUGAAAUCCUUUUCUUUUCCAACAUCUUAAAGGGACAGUUCACCCAAAAAUACAAAAGAAGAUAUUUUGAAGAAUGUUUGGUUAGCACAUUCUUCAAAAUAUCUUCUUUUGCGUUCAACUGAAGAAAGAAUCUUAUAUGGGUUUAGAACAACUUGAGAGUAAAUGACAGAGUUUUUAUUUUUGGGUGAACUCUCCCUUUAAAUAUGGUCGCAGUUUGCUUAUUUGUAUGCGUCAUGAGUGUGGCAACAUCUUUAUAAUCAGUUUUACAUUUGAUGAAAAAAAUGUGAUUGUACAUGAUUUCUAAUGUACAUUUUUGCGAGACAGGUGUAACUACCUUGUCUUUCGUACAUUUUCAUACGCGGUCUCUGAAUUUCAAACACCAUAUUUAGAAGAAGAGUCUGUUUUUCACCUCUUUUAUCAUGAUGCUUUGAUAGAAGUGCACGAAUACUGUCAUUUUAGCUUAAAAUGAAUUUUAUUAUGAUUAAUAUCUCUUGUUGUCAUCAUAAAAAAGAAAACACCAGGGCUGUUUUUAGCUGAUAUGUGUUUUGCUUAUUUUUUUCAGCAUUUAGUUCAUUUUGAUACUUUUUCAGCAGCAUGCAUUGAUGUAUUUUUGCAAGCACAAUCUUUCAGCUGUAACUAAAAUCUAAUCAAAAGAUGGAUUUGUCUUCACAAUCUCUCUUACUUUCUGUUUCAUAUUCUUAUUUGCUCUUUAAAAGAAAAGUGUUCAUGCUUUAUGAAAAAAAAUGAUGUAUAGAUAGCAGCCGUUGUGUUUGUGAGUAACAUUUUAGUUGAUUUUAAGUUUACUGUUUUGCUUAAACAAUUUGAGGCAAAAUUUGAAGAUUCAAAUCUAUCACAGAAGAAGGGGAAAAAACUACAUGUGAUUCAUAGUUGCAAAAGAAUAUAGAGUGCUAUCCUCAUUCGAAAAUGUGGUGUUACUGUGCAGUCCUUUUGUCCUAUAAUAUUAGUGAAAUGUCAAUCUUGUUGUUCUCAAAAUGACCUUUUGGCACACUGUCUUACUUUGCUCUGUCUUUAAUUCUCUCAAAACUGACUGAAUCCUUUAUCAAGUCUCUUGAGUGGCACACAAAAAUUGUAGAAAUGAUACACUCUUCCACAUUUCUGAACCAAUAUCACUGUACAUAUGGAUGCUGAGCACAAAUUUGCCCCAUUCAGUGCUUUUUGUAAUGCAUUGCCAAUUGUCUUGCCUGCAUGCUGCUUUUGUUUUGCACUGUAAAUAGUUUAAUUUUUUACAUUUGAAAUGUGUAAAAGAAUGUUGUUUAAUUUAUUGUACUAAUUAUUUAUGUACAAGUCCAAGCCUUUUUCUUUAAAUGAGCAGUAUUAUGGUAGAUGAAGGGCAUUUUUGAUUAGCCACAAUCCCACACUGUCUUACAUAUGUGAAUUCUAUGGAAAUAGUGUAACUUAAGAUGCUUUGGUGAAUAUGGAAUGUGAUCGGUUUAAUCUACAGUAGGUGUAUAUUUGUACUCAUAACACUUUCAUCCCCAGGGUUUGUGCCCAUUUGACAGGACUUGUUGGGUCGAUAUUGUGAACUCUGAUGAGGAAUUGCUGGGGAGGAUUGGGAGAAGAAUGGGACAUGUUAACAUUCUCAUUAACACCCUAAUUAAGGGUUCUGUUAUGAGAUGAACCCUCAAAAUGUAGGGUUUUUAUUUUGUACAUUUUUUUUUUUUUUUUUUUUUUACUUUUUCAAAUACAGAGCUAGAAUAAUAUACAAGCCCUGACAUCUUUUCUUCAGGGGGGGAAAUAAAAUGUUGACUUGAUUGCUUGCUACACCCAUGAUGUUAAGUGCUUGAUAUCUCUGCAUCUUUUCUAUCUCCUAUCUUGAUGUUGUAUCCCUUCUUAAAUACUUGACUGUGACAUUGUUUGUAGUUGGUAAAUGGUUGUACUUUUAAGUAAGUUAAGACUUAAAGAAAAAUAGAAAAACUUGUGGUUCUGUGAUUAAAUAGAGACAUAAAAAGAGAGAAAAUGUCUCUUUUUACAGAGUAGUUUGUAAAUGUUGAGUGUAUUCCUAUGGUUCCACUAAUGAUCUCAUUUGUGUUUCUGUAUACACUUUGGUGAUCCUGUCAUAUUUGGGUUUUAUAAACCACGCUUAUUUUUAAAACCUUCA
Ctenopharyngodon idella (grass carp) is the source of this 5778-nucleotide messenger RNA. It is a transcript of the gene xpr1a, whose product is annotated as xenotropic and polytropic retrovirus receptor 1a. Gene Ontology annotation, molecular function: inositol hexakisphosphate binding. Gene Ontology annotation, cellular component: Golgi apparatus; plasma membrane; cytoplasm. The coding region runs from base 380 to 2458 and encodes 692 amino acids. Gene Ontology annotation, biological process: cellular response to phosphate starvation; phosphate ion transport. The record is from RefSeq and is a predicted model, not a curated record. The transcript is spliced from 15 exons. Lineage: Eukaryota; Metazoa; Chordata; Actinopteri; Cypriniformes; Xenocyprididae.